AUGGAACAGCCGAUGAGAAGGAUCGAUUCCACGAAAGUACACUUCCUGGAGCAUCCCCUUGAAAGGAUUAGUGAGCUUCGAUGUCUCGGAAGCGAAGAGGGACCUCCCGAUCACGAUGAAGCGAAGAGAACUCGCUUAGGUAGCGAGCGCACUUGGUCAAAGGCAGUGGAGGUCAAGCUCGCAGCAGAGGUUCAGGCACUCCGUGCAGAGCUCUCGCGAGUCGAGAGGAGGUACACGAAUGACAGGCGACUCAUGGAGAAGGCAUAUGAGGAGAAGAUUGACGGCCUGCAGCGGCAGCUUCUGCAGCAGUCGGACGACAUCGAGUCCGCGAAAACCGCUGUGACAACUUUCAUGGACCAGAACCGAUCCUUUACUGCCUCAGACAGCGACAUACAGUCCUGGUUUGAAGCCCGUGCCCGAGGUUGGUAUGAAUGGGCGAAGGACAACGCGCACCACAACUUUUCCCUUAUCCAGAGCCUCCCGCCAGAGCAUGCCGCCGAGUUGCAUCAGCAAUGCGAGGAAUUUGCGAGAAUUGAGAACAAUGAGUUCCCGUCAUGUUUGCUGAAGCACAAGAUCAGCAGGGUGCCUUAUCUCCUUCUCCACGGCCUCCUUGCCAACUUCAUCUGCAAUGAGGUCUUCGCUUCUCCGCUCUGGAUAGUGGGUGCUUGUGGAUUCAACGACGAGACUGAUCCAAGCGUGGUCCAACAGUCUGUUGCCGAACUAUAUAGAACUCUGCAGAAUGGUAGGUCACUGGGUUCAGAUCAAAGCUGCAACAACACGUUCAGAAGUCUAAACAGUCUUUCCAGUCCACUCGUCGGCCACCCACCUCUGGCGCUCUCAGCUCCUGAGAAUAUUCGUGCUCGCGCAGAGCGACCCGGUGGUGGCGGCAGCUUUUGA
Thyridium curvatum is the source of this 897-nucleotide messenger RNA. RefSeq lists its product as uncharacterized. The transcript has a single exon. Bases 1 to 897 code for a protein of 298 amino acids. Lineage: Eukaryota; Fungi; Ascomycota; Sordariomycetes; Thyridiales; Thyridiaceae. The record is from RefSeq and is a predicted model, not a curated record.